Cylicocyclus nassatus is the source of this 967-nucleotide messenger RNA. The record is from the annotation of a GenBank genome assembly. NCBI's taxonomy places the organism in Eukaryota, Metazoa, Nematoda, Chromadorea, Rhabditida, Strongylidae.
CGCGGAUUGAUUGAAGAGACCAGACAGAGAGCUCAAGACAGGCACAUAAAUCAAGAAUCUGUGAUGGAAUUCGAAUCAGAUAGUCUUCGAAAUGCAAGUCAUACCUUUCCUGAAACCAGACAGCUUUCAACUCAAAUUGCCCGCGUCCUUUAUUAUGCUGCAUAUAUUCUACAUUUUGGUCUCUCCGAAGUGCAAAAAAUCUGCCCAAAGUCGCGGUAGAAAACUGUACAAAGUCUGGAAGAUAUAUGCGCAGUGCCCAUUUGUAGAAGUGAAUAUCAUAGCCACAGUCUCGAAGAAGUGGCAGCCACGUAAAAAUCACACAACUUUCCAGUUUCUUAUGUCCAUGUACCGCCUCAUUCUGACGCAGAUCACGGAUCCUCCAAACAAAAUUCAAGAAUAUGCGAUUCGUGUAAACAAUGCGGGCGGCAGGGACGAAAAGUUGAAAGAUCUUCCUCCAGAGAUAGAGGAUCUACUUAUAGACUUUGCGGAAGACGACUUAGGUUACGGACAGGAUGAGUUGGUGCCGGGUUUUGAAGGCGAUUUGGAAGCGUCUAGCUUCUACGAAAGCCUGGGAAACAAUGAAGAGGAAAGAAGGAAAGAGCUGUUGCAGAUGAGAAAAGAGCGAGCUCAAUGGCGGCCACACCUUUAUCAGGCCUUGCAGAAAGCUCUAAGGGAUGUCCGAGCAUCGAAAUACGAAAAGAGUGACAAUACGUGGAGCCCUAGUAAUAAACAGAAAAGGAAGAUUGUGGCUGUGCCCGAGGAGGACAUCGAAAGAACAAGUAAUAGGCAGAAAAGAAAAGCUUUGGUCGAGGCUGCCGAAGACAACAUCGAGAUAGUAGAUGAUGAAACAUGUUAUAGAUGCCUUUGAGAACAAUGGGAGUAGAACAGCGCAAUAAGGAUAUCAUCAUUUUUUGUAGAUUGUUUGUUUCUCUGUUCUGAUUGUGGCUAUUUUUCAUGUAUAUUCUGG